Messenger RNA from Drosophila suzukii, 285 nucleotides. The record is from RefSeq and is a predicted model, not a curated record. Lineage: Eukaryota; Metazoa; Arthropoda; Insecta; Diptera; Drosophilidae.
GUUAGCUUACUGAUAAUUCUCAGUGUUUUUAAUGGAAGUAAAGCCGGAUAUUUUGGCGAUCUCUUCAAGUGCAAUGAUCUGCUGCUAAAGUGUCAGGAAACUGAAGCAACAAACGGAAAGUACAAUGACAUUGCACAUCAGUUUAAUCGAAAUUGCAGUCAAGAAAUUGGAUCCAAGUGGAGCAAUAUCACCCGAUGCGAAUUGGAAGCUGUAAAAUGUUUAUUAACUGAGAUGAAUGGAAUGGACUUAAAUUGUGAAAAUAUUGCUGACAUAGUUCAUUUGUGA